CGACGAUGAGCAGAGCAUUUCCGGCUUGUCUGUAACGAGGACUGGCGCUUUUAGAGACGAGAUGAGGCACCCGUUUCCGCCAUCUCACCGCGAAUGGCGUCGUGCUCGAAAUCUGGCUUUCCCACUCACGGGCACCUCUUCGUCAUUCGCGGCGUGCUCCGCUUGCAGUCCUUUUGGAUCUGACGGCCUCACCACCAGCCAUGACUUUCGAGGAUGUUACGCUCAAUGAUGGGUACAAGAUGCCCGCCAUAGCCUACGGGACAGGCUCCAAGUGGAAGGGAAAGAGCGUCGUCGAGUACGUGCAGACCGCGAUCGACGUGGGCUUCAGCCACCUUGACACGGCGCAAUUCUACCAGACGGAAGAGGACGUGGGGCAAGCUAUUCGCGAGUCUGGUCUAGCGCGGGACGAGUUCUUCGUCACGACGAAGUACUCCGGGGGUGUGCCGGUUCAGGUCGCGUUCAAGGCCAGCUUGCAAAAGCUCGGAUUGAAGCACGUCGACCUAUACCUCAUUCACAACCCGCGCAUCAUUGGUGACAAGCUCCUACCCCGCGUAUGGCAGCAGCUCGAGAAAUUCAGAUGGGAUGGGACGGCAAGAUCCAUCGGCGUCAGCAACUUCGAGGUCGAGCACUUCAAGACCAUCUUCUCCGUCGCACGAAUCAUCCCCGCCGUCAACCAGAUCCACCUCCACCCCUACAACUACGCCGAGUCGAAGCCUGUGCUCGACUUUUGCGCGCAGCACAAGAUUGUCGUGGAGGCGUAUAGCAGUCUCGACCCCAUAACCAAGUACCCGGGCGGCCCCGUCGACGCGCCGCUCGCAGCCGCAGCCGCAAAGCGCAAUGCGACGCCGGUGCAAGCUCUCUUCCUCUGGGUCCGCGCGAAGGGCGUCGUCAUCGUCACGACGAGCUCGACUCGUAGCCAUAUGGAAGAGUAUCUGGCUAUCAGCGAGUUGGAACCCCUCACCGCAGAAGAAGUCGCCGCCAUCGACGAGGCUGGUGGCAAGGGGCCGCCCGCCCUCACCUGGAGCAAGCGCGUUCGGGCACAGUUCACGAUGCGGAAUGCUAUUGCUGCUGUUGUGUUGGUGCUCAUGUUCCUGCAGCUGUUCUUCAGGAUGUCCUUCUUGCAAGUCCUGUAGACCGAUAGUUCAUGCCCUGUGCACCCUAACUGACUGACAUGGGCUUUUAUAACGAAAUACACUUUGGACUUGGACUUUUGUAUGUAUGCCCCUCAGGUCCCUUUGCUUUGUUUCU
Messenger RNA from Schizophyllum commune H4-8, 1248 nucleotides. RefSeq names its product Aldo/keto reductase. The record is from RefSeq and is a predicted model, not a curated record. The transcript has 11 exons. Bases 201 to 1133 code for a protein of 310 amino acids. Gene Ontology annotation, molecular function: oxidoreductase activity, acting on NAD(P)H as acceptor. NCBI's taxonomy places the organism in Eukaryota, Fungi, Basidiomycota, Agaricomycetes, Agaricales, Schizophyllaceae.